Messenger RNA from Williopsis jadinii, 1242 nucleotides. Its product is annotated as protein kinase. The record is from RefSeq and is a predicted model, not a curated record. The coding region runs from base 1 to 1242 and encodes 413 amino acids. Lineage: Eukaryota; Fungi; Ascomycota; Saccharomycetes; Phaffomycetales; Wickerhamomycetaceae. The transcript has a single exon. Gene Ontology annotation, cellular component: nucleus; cytoplasm. Gene Ontology annotation, biological process: mitotic DNA damage checkpoint signaling; protein phosphorylation. Gene Ontology annotation, molecular function: protein serine/threonine kinase activity; ATP binding.
AUGACACACACGGACAUAACAGGCUCGCUCAUAAACGAGUACAGAAUCGUCAAGCUCAUAGGGUCUGGUGCAUACGGGCUCGUGUACCAGGCACAGAACACCGUGACCGGCCAACAGGUGGCUAUCAAAUGUAUCUCCAAGAAGAGCAAUCCAAGUGUGAAGAAACAGAGCGACUACCUCACGACGCUGUUGGCGGAACACCUCUUGGAGAGGGACUUCUCGCUACAGGGUCUUCGCGAAAUGAGUCUAAAGAGACUAAGCAUGGCAGACAACAUACCAUGUCCCUUCGUCAGAGAGAUCAGUAUCCACUUGCAAGUCCACCAGCACCCAAAUGUCAUCUCGAUCCACAAGAUCUUGGACUCUCAAGUUGCGGUCUUUGUCGUGAUGGAUUACUACCCAGAAGGCGAUCUCUUUGUCAACAUUGUCGAUAGACAGGUAUAUGCACGUUCGUCCGGGCUGAUAAAGGAUGUCUUCAUCCAGCUUAUAGACGUCAUCUCGUACUGUCACUCGAAGGGGAUUUACCACUGUGACAUCAAGCCAGAGAAUAUCAUGUGUGCAAAUAAGGGUUCAAAGGUUGUCAUUGGAGAUUUUGGGCUUGCAGUCAAGUCCAAGUACAUUCAGUCAAAGACAUGCAUUGGUUCGAGCUAUUACAUGGCCCCAGAACGUCUGUGUACUAUGAACCAUUCUUUGACAAGAUUGGAAUAUCCUGCUUGCAAGGGAGAUAUCUGGUCUCUAGGAGUGAUCCUCAUCAACUUUUGUUGCACAAGAAACCCUUGGAUGAAAGCAUGCGAGAAGGAUGCAACAUACUCAGCAUUUAAGAAAGAUCCAAAGAUCUUAAUGGAGAUCUUGGACAUCAGCGAGGAACUGUGGAAUAUACUCUGUGACUGUUUCAGAGAAGAGCCAGAGGAACGUAUCUCCCUCUUCGAGCUGCGUGAUCGUGUCUUGAAGUGUAGAUCGUUUACAGUUGCAGGCCCAUUGUCUCGUUGUGACUCAUAUGAACAGGAUAUGGAUGAUGCGCUUGAAUGCGCUGUGCCUGCAAACGAGUCAAGCGUGGGAAGCGAUGGCUCUUUGGAUUUGCCAAUGGAUCACAUUAUAGAAUAUGCUCAAUAUUUGCAAACUCUGUCGUCGGUAAAGAACACCGCAGCAGGGAAUUACACUCAAAACCAAUUUGUUCUGGAUAACAAUAUUAUGGAUAACGUUUCAAUCAUGUCUAACAAGAGCUUCAAUAUGAACUUUGCAUGA